Messenger RNA from Pseudogymnoascus verrucosus, 600 nucleotides. RefSeq lists its product as uncharacterized. Gene Ontology annotation, cellular component: membrane. The record is from RefSeq and is a predicted model, not a curated record. The transcript is spliced from 3 exons. The coding region runs from base 280 to 582 and encodes 100 amino acids. NCBI's taxonomy places the organism in Eukaryota, Fungi, Ascomycota, Leotiomycetes, Thelebolales, Thelebolaceae.
CGGGCUGGCACAUGGUAAUGGUAAGCGCCUUUCUCCUCCUCCCCUCUCCUCUUGUUGGAUGUAGUACGACGACCUUUGUCUUCUUUACAUCUACGAGCGUGAAGUUUAUUUGAACACUGGAUUCAGGCACAAAGUUAUUUGCGAGAGGAUAGAGAGAUACCCCAGAGCGCGAUACUGGAUACAAACAAAUAAACGACUGGACUAGGAAAAGCGACACACGAGCGGAUUAGCUAGGAUAUACACAACUACAACUACAACAUCUAAAGCGAAUCAUCAAAAAUGGGUGCUGCUUCAGCGAUUCUGGUGGUUCUUAUCACCCUCCUUUUCCCACCAGCAGGCGUCUUCUGCGUCGCGGGGUGUGGUGCGGAUGUUCUGAUUAACAUCUGCCUCACGCUUCUUGGCUACAUCCCAGGACACAUCCACGCCUUCUACCUCGAAUACGUAUACUACGAGCGUCGCGAGCGGGCUCUCGAAGGCCAAUACGCGGCCCAUCGCGCCCCAGGGGUUUAUAGCGAGCGUGUGCAGACUGGGGGGGGACAGCAGACUUAUGGGACUAUUGCGCCGCCACAGGUAAGACAUUAGGGGAUUCCGCUGCGUGAG